Messenger RNA from Cladocopium goreaui, 525 nucleotides. The record is from the annotation of a GenBank genome assembly. Lineage: Eukaryota; Dinophyceae; Suessiales; Symbiodiniaceae.
CUCCUCUACGCGCGGAACCUGCUGGCGGUGGACUUCCACCACGCACGGGCCGUGCAGCUGGUGAGGAACUACGUGGCCUAUCGGCACCAGCAUCGGGGAGGCAUUUUUCCGGACUACGCGUGGUUGAAACUGGGCAUUGCUGUCCUUCCCUUUGAGGACGUGAUGGGCCGCCCAGUGAUGAUAGCGCGUGCCAAGCAUUUUGAUUCGCAGACAUCGGCUGAGACCUUCCGCUGCUUUUACCGUGGAAUGGUGGAUAGCAUCAUCGCCCACUUUCUGCUGAAACGCCGACCGGAGCUGGAUGACCGGAAUCCCUUGGAGCAAUAUGCGGCUUGGGUUGGCACUGCAGCACGGAAAGGGUUGGCAGAAAUCCCGCACCAGGCGGGUAUACAAGCGUGUCUACUAAUAGUGACCCAGUUUUAUACGCACUUAAUCCACGCUCUCAAUAUGAAAUACUGCAAAUAUUGGGACUAUAACGGGAGAAACCAUCUACCAACUGGUGCGGAAUUUAUUCCAUACAGUAUCUAG